AUGUUUCACAACCAUUGCAUCUUAUCAACCAUUUGGGCGGUAGUAUAUCCCAUCAGAAAUGGCAUUUGCCGCCAGAGGUAUCCUUCCGUCUCCUCCAAUGCCUCCAUAGAUGUUCUUCAUCUUUGCCGCUGGGCUUUGGAGAGUUUUUCCGGUCUGGAGGACUUGGAGGCACAGCUCAGCCAAGUGCAGCAGCUCGGUGAAGUUCCGUCCGGAAAGCACUUUGGGUUGGAAGCCCUUGGGUUUAGCGCCAGCGUGGCGUCCUUGCGUGUUGGAGGGCUGCACUGGAUGCUGCGCGACGGCCGCCGCGGUGUGGUGCUGGAGUUUCUGGCAGGUCGCUUGGUGACCCACGAGGAGAACGGCUUGGCAGGUUUGGCAUCGGGGAAGGACCCAAACGAUGGCAAGGAAGGCUUCGGCAUCAUGACCAACGAACCCCCUUAUUCCUGGCAAGUUGAAGCGGUGAAACACCUGCAAUGGAAAGAAUCCCUGGCUCGGACCGCUGUCAGUGUGCCUGGGAGCUGGUACCCCGAUGAUCGCUUCCAGCGCCUUUUUUUGGUGAAGCGUGGCAUGCCGCAGCCGAAGGACUACCAGGAGGCUGUCAUGCAAGCAGUGCACGUUUUGAACACUGUGACGGUGCCAAUGGGUUUGCAGAUGGGCACAGAUAGCGGGAAGGGCUCGGGUGAAGGUUCAGGCGAUCACACACAGUGGGCUGUGAUCUACGACCACCAUCAGGGCAUCAUUUAUUGGAGAUCAGCUGAGAAUCAAAAUUUGCAGAGGCUUCAGCUGAAGAAGCUUUGGGCCUCGGGGCUAAAGAGGCGCAUAAGCGCGAAGGCCUCCCAGCUCGCAUGGUUCCACGACGUUGUGAUGGACGACAUGUCGGAGCUGAAGGAAGAGGCCACUCAACUUGGACGUCCAACAGAGAAGUCAAUGAGGAUUUGA
Molecule: messenger RNA, 936 nt
Organism: Cladocopium goreaui
Lineage: Eukaryota; Dinophyceae; Suessiales; Symbiodiniaceae
Source: the annotation of a GenBank genome assembly